Molecule: messenger RNA, 1614 nt
Organism: Lutra lutra (Eurasian river otter)
Lineage: Eukaryota; Metazoa; Chordata; Mammalia; Carnivora; Mustelidae
Source: RefSeq, a predicted model, not a curated record
AUGACUCCAGGUUCGGUCCCACAGAUGGUGAAAUAUGGACAGCAGAUCCCAACUUUGCAAGGUCUGGAAUAUGUUCAUUUGGCCCUACCACUGAAGUUUUCAGAUUACAAAAGCGUGGAGCUGAUCCUAAGACCACCACAGGAAGAGAAGAAAUCCAUGGAGUUUGCCCCAAAGCCAUGGUUACAAGAUGAAAGAUCUAAGGAGACAGCCCCAGUACUACUGCUUAAAGAUGUGAAAUUUCCUCAAAUGGUAGAAUGUAGAAAUGUGAUUCCUGAAACACAGGUGGAAAGUAUGAAAUAUGAGGAGCUGAUCUCAGGGCACACAUUCACAGUAAAAUCUGCAGAGCUGAACCUCAAGCCAAAUCAUCAAGCCACAGAACCUGAAGGAUUAACCCCAUGGCAUCAAGCUUUGGAAUCUUCAGGAAUGAUCCCAGAGCCAGGAUAUCAAGGAGCAGAAGUAGAGUUGACUUCUGACCCUUGUCACCACAGGAAAGAAUCUAUGGAGUUGACACAAUCAUCUUUAAGAAGUACUCCAGGGCCAUUGAACCAGACUUCAGAAUCUAUGCAGGUGAACUCAGUGCCAUUCCAAGGUGCUCUUGAGACAAUGCUCCAAGGCAUAAAAGCCUUGGAGACUCGAAUGCCUCAACACAUAAUACAAGAAGUUCCAGAGUUAGUACCAGGAUCAGAGAUGCAAGGAAUGAAUCCAGAAGUGUUGAACCCAGAGUCCCAAAGUAUGAAGUUUGUUCAUCUGAAUCUAGGACCGUAUUCAGAAUUUAUGAACUAUAAGAAGUUGACCCCAGAACCUCAAUUUCAAGGUGUGAAAUCUGUGCCGCUGACCCCAGAACCGCAGCCCCAAAGUACAAAACCUGAGGAGUUAACUCUAGGUCCGUUAAUGCAUGGCAAUAAAGUUGUGGAUUUAACUGUACCACUGGAAGUAUCUAAGAGGUCGAUUCCUGAAACACACAUACAUGUUGAAUCGAGGAAACUAAGCUUGGAACCACAUUUACAAGCAACGACAUCUUUGGGUCCAACUUCUAGACCACGGCAUCAAGACACAGCAUCCGUAAAGUUAGCUUCUGAGACCUGGCCACAAGAGGAGGAAUCUGUGAAAUUACUCCCAGAGCAAGUCACAGGAACUACUGGGAUGAUGCCCAGGCCAUAUUUUCAGAAUUUUUCAGAGAUGACUCCGGGGCCAGGCCAUCAAGACAGAGAAACUGCACAGCUCUUUUCUGGGGCUUUUCUCCAAGUGGCAUUAACACCAAAACCAACAGGUCAAGUUACAGAAUCUACAGAAUGACUCUAAAGCCACACCUUCAAGUUACUGAGCCUUCAGAGAUACUCCUAAGGUCAGAAUACGAAAACACAGAACCUUUUGGGUUGGCAUUGUCUCAAGUUGAACAUAUCCAGGAGACGAUGCCAGUACCACCAUAUUCAGUAAAAGGAUCCCUGGAAUUGACUUUAGGGCCACGAAUGCAAUAUGAGAAAGCAGAGCCACUAAUGCAAAAUUUGAAAUCUGUGAAGUUAACCCCUGAGUCAUCCCCAGUAGUGGUUGGACCUAAACAAUUUAUCACAGGACCCAAACGACGUGUUCCGGAUUGACCCCAGAGCCACAGUU